AUAUAUAUAUAUACACUAUAUAUAUAUAUAUGUGCUAGUUGUUCAGAUGCUUUGGUAGAUGGAGUGCAUUGCUGCGAGUCUGCAGGCCCAUCAUUACAUGUUUCCUCAAAGUACCUCAAAGUCUUCGUAAACGGCCGCAGCAGUUUUGCUCCGAAUACGUUCGCCGUGGCUGUUUUGAACUUCUGAGACAUGUUCUCGGCUCAGGCAUCGUUCUUCAGCACAAGUGAACCCAUUGUUGCGGCUGUUGCGUUUUACCUUUUGGGCCUGGGUGAUUUGAUACGAAGCCACCGGCCAGCCUUGUCUGAGCCUUGUCUGAGCUGCUGAUGCAUAACAUCUGAGCGCAUGGAGCCCAAUGGAGCCAUCAUAAAGGCACUCUCGAAUCGUUUGCUGAAGUUGCCAGACGCAGCGACCAAUGACGACAUCGUUGCAGACGUGCUUGGCUCGCGCCCCUGGACACCGCGGGAAAUCACAAAGCUUUUAGGGCCUUUGGCGAGAGCCAAGCGAAGCGAGCUUCUGCGCCAGACCUUGGACAGGCUGAAAGAGCUCGGGCUGCAAUCCAAUGUGGUCCACCACAAUCUCUUGCUUAGCUCCUUCGAACGCCUCAGCCACUGGCAGCAAGCCAUCUACGAGCUUGAUCGAAUGAAUGCAGAUGAACUGGAGGCCACUCCUGUCUCAAUGAGCAGCGUUGCCAGUGCUUGCACCAAAGCGGCGCAAUGGCAGAGGGCUCUAGAAGUCUUCCACGAGACCAGGCUCAAAGAUGCUGUGUGCUUCAAUGUGGCCAUCUCUGCAUGUGCUCGAGGUCAUCGAUGGGCUUCUGCCUUGCGACUCUUGCGUUCCAUGCCUGAUGCUGAGGUUAGUGUGGAUGCGAUUUCCUACAACGCGGCAAUCAGUGCGUGUCCAGAGUGGCAGAUUAGCUGUGCACUCUUGGCAGAAAUGAAGGAGGUGCAGCUAGAAGCAGAUGCCGUGUCCUACGGAGCCGUCUACGCCUCAGGGUUGGUUCCAUGGGACUAUGCUUGUCAGCUUCUGCAAUCGAUGCAGGAGGAUGCCAUCCAAGCGGGUCUGAUCAACUACAACGCGGCCAUCGCUGCCUGCAGUGCCGCUGGGCGCUGGACUGAGAGUCUCCACUUGUUGAUGCAGAUCUCGCAGCCCGACGUGGUCUCGGUGGGCUCCGCAGUGAUGGCCUGCCAGAAGUUGGGGCAAUGGGAGAUGGCGCUGUCUUUGCUGCACUUGGCCGAGCGCAAGUCCAUUGAUCUGAGUCUCUCAGCCUGCAAUGCAGCCAUCAGCGCCUGUGAGAAGGCCGCCCAGUGGAAUGUGGCUCUGGCCCUACUUGAAAGCAUGGAGGAGUCCACCUUAAACAGUGAUGCAAUCACUUACAAUGCUGCCAUUGGAUCUUGCGAUAAAGGCCUUCAGUGGCAGUUGGCGGUGAAUUUGCUCCAGAGGAUGAACGAGAUGGAGCUGGAGCAAGACCGGAUCUCUUUCUACACAGCCAUCCAUGCUUGCGAAAGCUGUGGCCAGUGGUCUAUGGCUCAAGAGCUCCUGUCCAAGAUGCUUCAAGAAGGUAUUCAGGAUGGCCUGGGAGCUGACAACUUGAAUCGACGAGACUAUUUGCAUGAUUUCCAAGCAGGUGAUCCCAUUGACUGCUUCAAGCAUGUGGUGCUUCUGUCCUUCUGGCAAUCUCUGACCACAGCUAAUGAGUCCCUCACCUUCUUGGAUGCCCAUGCGGGUGCCGGUGUCUAUGACCUUCAGCAGGGCGCCGCCACUUUUCACAGGAACUAUCAAGAUGGGGUUCAACAUCUCUUUGAGAUGGACAUGAAUGAGAAAAGCAGUGGAAUUGUCCAGCAAUUUUUGCAGACCUUACGUCGUUUCAACGAAGAAAAAGCCACUGAAGGCCAGCUUCGUUUCUACUUGGGUUCUUCCGGGCUUCUGAAGCAGUGGCUCCGGCCGCAGGAUCAAGCCAUCUAUGUUGAGGCUUCAGAGUCCAUGAUGCGGCACUUGAAGCUCAAUCUGGAAGAAGGUGAUGACAAUGAUGCCAAUUUGACCUUGUUGCAGACAGAUUCCUACCGUUGGCUCUUGAAUGCAGACAUCCUGGAGGGCAAAAUGUUGGUACUGCUGGACCCACCUUACGACUCAGUGCAUUCCUACCAUGUUUGGAAUCUCUUCAUCAUGAAGCAUUUGCGGCAUCGGUGGCCUAGUGCUUCAGUGGCCCUGUGGUAUCCCAUCAUCGACGACGUGCAGACUCAGAAUUUCCACCAACGCCUGGCCGGGCUAGGCGAAGAUGUGCUGGUGGCAGAGAUUCAGGUUCAGCGACCAUAUGAGGAGCAGCAGUCCCACGCUGGCAUGGCUUUGCUGGCUGCGCCAGAGGAAUUACAGUCCACGCUUGAGUGCGAAGUAUCGGCUUUGGCAAAGAUGUUGGCUUCAAGUCCCUGCGAACGGAAUGUCCGUUCAUCCGUGUUUUGGAUCGGGAGAAAGCCAAAAAGCUGACCGAAGACAGGGAGACAGUUGAUGAGCCAGCCAAGG
Molecule: messenger RNA, 2517 nt
Organism: Durusdinium trenchii
Lineage: Eukaryota; Dinophyceae; Suessiales; Symbiodiniaceae
Source: the annotation of a GenBank genome assembly